Messenger RNA from Arachis duranensis, 1629 nucleotides. RefSeq lists its product as uncharacterized. The record is from RefSeq and is a predicted model, not a curated record. Bases 1 to 1629 code for a protein of 542 amino acids. The transcript has 5 exons. NCBI's taxonomy places the organism in Eukaryota, Viridiplantae, Streptophyta, Magnoliopsida, Fabales, Fabaceae.
AUGGUGGUGUUUGGGGAGCAUAGUGACGACGGGAGUUUUGGGGAUAUCGACGGGAAAAAUGAUUCAGAAGAUGAGAUAAAUGCUGUAAGUGAAGUCGAAGAUAGAAGCUGGCCAAAUAAGGAUUUCGAGGUCGAUGAUGCUGGAUAUGGACAUGGCGAAUCGACUGUAUGUAGGAGGAUGUUGGUGCAGGAUGGGGAGGAAAUCAGAGAUACUCAAAGGGGAAAACACGAAUAUGAAAAUGACGAGGAAAUUGGUGACGACCAGAGUUCAACCUUGGAGGAGCAAAUGCUGGAAAACAGGAGAGCGUGGGAACUCGCAGUGGAAUCCGGUGCAGUGUUGUACAACGAAGAAGAAGAUAUCAUGGCUAUUCUCCAAACUCAAAAUGAUGAAAUUGCUCAAAAAAAGGCAGGGAUUGAGGGGGAUGAAAAAUUGAGAAUGAUUAAGGACCUAAAGCAAAGAUUUAGAUUGAAUAUGUUAGGUUUGAUUGAGACUAAAAGGCAUAUAGUGACGAAGUUUGAUGUAGCUAGAAUUUUGGGGUGUGAUAGUGUUGGGUGGGAAUUUGAUGAAGUUGAGGGUGCAUCUGGUGGAUUAUUGUUAAUAUGGGAUGAAAUGGAUAUGCAUCUGGUGGACUUACUGCUUAAUGACCGGAAGUUUACUUGGUUCAGAGGUCUUUCAUGUAACCGGAUUGAUAGAGUUCUGCUUAGUCUAGAAUGGGUUGAGGAGUUUCCAGAGAUUCGCUUGAGAGGAGGACCAAGGGGCCUGUCAGAUCAUUGCCCGAUGGUAGUGGAAGAUACAAGGUUGAGAUGUGGACCAAGACCGUUUUGGAGCCUUAACUCAUGGUUUACACACACAGAUUUUCUAAGAAUGGUUAAAGAGGAAUGGAGGGGAUUAGAGGAGAUGCAGUUCACAGAUAAAUUGAAGGCCUUAACGAUUCUACUUGGGAGAUGGCACAGAGACAACUUUGGUGACAUGGAUAAGAAGAUUAUGAUGUUUGAGGAAGUGAUCAAGAAGAUCGAUGACAUGGUUAUCAAUGGGGUGUAUGAUGGAACGAUGGAGGUACUUCACAACAUAGCUUCAACAAGAAGGAGGAAUAAUAGGAUUGAUGCAUUGGUAAUUGAUGAAAGGUUAGUAAGAAAUCAAGCAAGAAUAAAAGUAGCCAUCAGAGAGUUUUACAAGAAGUUAUAUUAUCAAGAGGAGUCUCCUUUGGUGGGUUUUCGGGAUGGACAAGUAGAUAUGAUAGCUGAGGAGGACGUUGUGGCUUUAGAGGUGCUGCCGUCGAUUGAGGAGAUCAGAGGUGCAGUGUGGGACUGUGAAUCAUCGAGGGCACCUGGAAGCGAUGGGUACAACAUGAAUUUCAUCAAGAAGUGUUGGGAUGAGGUUGGGGCUGAGUUCACGGCAGCUAUGUUGGAGUUCUUUCAGACUUCCAGGUUACCAACAGAUUCUAAUAUCGCAUGGGCUGCAUUAGUGGGUCAAGUGGAGCUUUAUGGAUAUUGUUUUACAGAAGAUGGGAUUUGGGCGAAGGUGGAGGGCGUUGGUUAUGGAGUGUAUAGGCACUACUUCUAUGUCGGUGUUGAUAAACGGUUCACCAACAAAGCCAUUCAAUAUGGAAAGAGGCCUAAGAUAAGGUGA